Messenger RNA from Ostertagia ostertagi, 606 nucleotides. Lineage: Eukaryota; Metazoa; Nematoda; Chromadorea; Rhabditida; Trichostrongylidae. The record is from the annotation of a GenBank genome assembly.
AUGCCCUCUGGUACCGUAACAACGCAACCUGGAAUAGAAAUGCCUGCAUUAUCAAAGGUCAGCGAAAUCGUCGGCAGUCAACUCGAGAUUGGAAGGUUUUCAGAAUGCUCACAACCGGAACAAGCGCUAUUAACCGAGCGUGCUCCACCUGGGCUUGCAUGUCUGGAGACAGCUGAUAGACUCAUAAUACGUAAGGUCUACUAUGCUUUCGAAGAAUCGAAAUUAUGCGAGGAAUGUUGCUGUUGUCGUAAUAGGAGUUUCGUGAUGCGCAUAAAGAAUAACGUUGGAAAGGAAGUGAUGCGAAUGGCUCGUCCGUCGAGAUGCUGCUGUGGAGAAAGUGUUGAUAUUAGUGCUGAUCCGGAUAAUUGCACAAUUGAGGCGCCGCCUGGAAAGGAGAUCGGCACCGUGGCCAUGGACCGUCCUUGCUUCCUCAAUAGAUGCAACGUGAAGGAUGCCAACAACCGAGUCAUCCUUAAAAUCGACAAUGCUGUCGUUUGUUGUGGAUGGAGUACAAUCGAUUUCCCGGUGACAACCCAAUCUGGCAAACGCAUCGGCGGCAUUAAAAAGAGGAGCGGCUUCACCACUGAAACCCACUUCAUCGUGCAA